This is a messenger RNA of Porites evermanni, 2000 nucleotides long. NCBI's taxonomy places the organism in Eukaryota, Metazoa, Cnidaria, Anthozoa, Scleractinia, Poritidae. The record is from the annotation of a GenBank genome assembly.
AUGCGGAGGAUCUGGAAUUAUUCAGCAGGUUUAAACAGGAAUUUUCACGUAGUAUUUGGUUUGCCCAAGUGUUUGUUGUCGACUGCUCCGUGGAGGGGCAUCUUCAAAAGUGAAAGCUUUUCUGAAAUGUUGAUUGGAGUGGCAAUUGACGAGGCUCAUUGUAUAACACAGUGGUAGGUAAAUUUCUCUUUCUAACGCAGAACAACGAGAAUAAAUCUAGGACCUUGUCACUGAAUUAUUCACACCUUUUAUCUCCUUGGAGUUGAGUUGCUAGUACUAUGAAAUUUACACGUAGUCUGCUUUACACAUAAAGCUUACUGUUAGAUUAAUACAGUUACGUCAGCGAAAAUAUAAACUGCGCUUGCAUUCUGUCUGCACAUUUGGCGGCAAAGUCUGCGAUUGUUUAAUAAAACACCAUGGAGGUGACAAAAUUCUGUAGCUUUUUUUUUUCAUUAGUUGGUACGAAUAAAUGAAAAUUUCUGGCAUUUGAUUGUUAGUAAAGUUAAUAUCCCUUAAAAGAGUACUGAUCACUGCAGGUAUUAUACAACUUAACCGAGAUGCGUGAAUUGCAUUAUUACACUGUAAAUGAGAACUUUGAAAUAUGUGAAAAUAAUUAUUAUCCUCUUAAGACUAAUUCUCUUUGUUUUACGGGGGACUACCUGGGGCCAAGAACAAACUUCCUUUCAGAAAGUGGUAUGGAUGCCUGGGAGAAUUAAGGUCCCUAAUUCCUCAAGAGUGUCAAAUCAUGGUCCUUACAGCAACUGCAACAAAGGCUACCAAGCAGCAAAUACUGCAUACGCUCAGUAUGUGUGAAAAAGAUCUCCAGCUGAUUGAGCAGAGCCCAGAUGGGCCGAACUUAUUUUGUGGAAUGUCAUACCUCGACAAGAAUGAUGAGAUCGAGUUAGCUUUUUCAUCUUUGAUUAGUGAAGUCAAGGAACUGAACACUGAGACAGCCAGAACAUUAAUUUACUGUCAGACACGAAAACAAUGUUCUGUGAUCUUCCGUGUGUUUGAGGUAUACCUGGGAAUGCACCUGUACCACACAAGUACUUUGCCCAAAAAUCGAAUCGUUGAAAUGUAUCAUGCCGGUACCCCUGCGUCUGUAAAAGAUCACAUUUCAAAAUCUGUGGCUGUGGAUGAGGGGAAUGUGCAUGUUUUGAUAUGCUCUGUUGCUUUUGGCAUGGGGGUCAAUUGUAAAAAAGUAAGACGGGUGAUCCAUUUUGGCCCAUCAAAAUCAGUUGAAUUGUAUGUACAAGAGUGUGGAAGAGCUGGCAGAGAUGGCCUCCCUAGUUCAUGUGUAUUACUGCACAACGGUCUGCUGAGUAGUCACUGCGAUGCUGACNUGCUCUGUUGCUUUUGGCAUGGGGGUCAAUUGUAAAAAAGUAAGACGGGUGAUCCAUUUUGGCCCAUCAAAAUCAGUUGAAUUGUAUGUACAAGAGUGUGGAAGAGCUGGCAGAGAUGGCCUCCCUAGUUCAUGUGUAUUACUGCACAACGGUCUGCUGAGUAGUCACUGCGAUGCUGACAUGAAGCAGUAUCUACAAAUUGAAUAGUGCUGCAGAAGGUGGCUAAUGGAAGAGUUUGGUUCCAAAGAAAGUUCCAGGAGUUCAGACCCGAAUGUAACGUCUCAUGACUGUUGUGGUAUUUGUGCUGGUGGAUGCAAAUGUAGUAGUGAGAACUGUGGUGAGUUUUGGAGCUCCUGUAAAGACAGACCCAGUCUGCCUAAGCUCUCGACAGGUCCUACUAGUGACUGUGACAGCCUUGAAAUUGUGUGGAUUGUAAGACGACAAGACAGAGACACUUUAAGGAAGAAGCUUCUCGAAUUCCAACGUGAAAUGGCAAAGCAGGGUCAAGCAGUCAAAAUGGUUACAUGUCCAACCUAUCUUCUGGAAUUCAAUGCUUUUCAUGUCAACCAGGUCAUAGAAUGUUGUGAGAAGUUAUUCUCUGUGGAUGAUGUUACAAUUUAUGCUGAAGGGAGGUAUUUUGGUGAACAACAUCUAUAG